CGCUGAAAUCUCAGCCGGUGGUGUCAAAAUCGCCGGUGAAGAAAGCAUGGUUAGACGAUUCAGUUUCCCAUGCACAGACUUCCACAUCCUCUUCCUCAUCAUCAUCAUCCUCAUCUAGAGCUAUCAUGUGUGUAGUGUGCAACAGAUAUGGUUGUAUGGGCGACACAGUCAGGUGUGAUGAAUGCAUGCUGUUCUACCAUCUGAACUGUCUGGAUCCGCCCAUGAAGAAGUCUCCCAAGGUUCGAGGUUAUGCCUGGCACUGUGAGGCUUGUGAUAUGCUGGACAACUCGAUGAACUGGGCAAUAAAAGAGCAGGAAAAAGAAGAUAAACCAGGAUUUCCUUUGAAGUUUACAGCUGGUGAACACAAACAACAUAAUAAUCUAAAUCUUGCUGGAUGA
Candidula unifasciata is the source of this 398-nucleotide messenger RNA. NCBI's taxonomy places the organism in Eukaryota, Metazoa, Mollusca, Gastropoda, Stylommatophora, Geomitridae. The record is from the annotation of a GenBank genome assembly.